Molecule: messenger RNA, 1296 nt
Organism: Capsella rubella
Lineage: Eukaryota; Viridiplantae; Streptophyta; Magnoliopsida; Brassicales; Brassicaceae
Product: protein YeeZ
Exons: 8
Coding region: 46-1104 (352 amino acids)
Source: RefSeq, a predicted model, not a curated record
AAGUACGAAAGAACUCAGAGCUAUCAGUUCAAUCCUCCGACUUCAAUGGCAGUUUUUCAGUUGCCAAGUUUGUCGCCGGAGAUUUCUCUCCGUUUUACUCCAAGACCACUCGAUUUUUCGAAUCGUAGGAGAACUACCUUAUUCCGGCCAUUGUCAGCGAUCGGUGAUUCUGGAUCCAGUGAACCAGAUUCAGAGUCGCAGAACCGGAUGUUCAUUCUCGGGAUGGGAUACGUCGGAGGUUUUUUUGCACAGCAGCUCAAAGAAGCAGACUGGCUGGUUUCAGGGACUUGCAGGAGUGAUACGAAGAAGAAAGAAUGGGAAAAGAGAGGAAUUGAUCUUAAUCUAUUUUCUGCAGAUUCACCUGAAUUGAGCUUGAUAGAUUCAGUGAAAGAUUACACUCACCUGCUCAUUUCUAUUCCUCCUUCAGCAGGCAUUGGUGAUCCGAUGUUGCGGAAUGUAGAACUUGUCAGAGACAAGCUUUCCGGUGGAAAUCUUCAGUGGGUUUGUUAUCUCUCAUCAACAAGUGUGUAUGGAGAUUGUGGUGGUGCUUGGGUCAAUGAAGAUCAUCCCCCAAAUCCUAAAACUCAGUCAGCCAAGCUGAGGUUAGCUGCAGAGGAAGGAUGGUUAAGCUUAGGUCGUGAUCUAGGUGUUUCGACUCAAAUCCUUCGACUUGGAGGUAUCUAUGGACCUGGUCGAAGUGCGAUUGAUACCUUGUUAAAGCGGGAGCGCUUGUCUGAAGGUCAAAAGAAAAGAGCGUCCCGCAAAUUUACGUCUAGAGUCCAUGUUGAAGAUAUAUGCCAAGCUCUUCAAGCUGCCACUGAAAAGCUACCAUCAGGGGAAAUCUACAAUGUCGUCGAUGAUGAUCCGGCACCAAGAGAAAAGGUGUUUGAAUAUGCCUUGGAGUUGAUUGAAACACGUUGGCCAGGGACUAUUGAAACAAAACCAUUCCCAUUUGUUUAUGAGUCUCGGGAGGAGAGUUCAUUGAGAGGCGAAAAACGGGUCCGUAACGAACACAUGAAGAAUAAACUAGGAGUGAAAUUGCUACAUCCUUCGUACAAGUCAGGAUUGCAAAGCAUAAUCGAAAAGAUGGACAACCCUUUUUGAUUGAAGAACAAAGCAAAAUUGCUGUGCAGAAUACAUCUUAUGUUUUCUGUAGAGAAUUAGUACAGACUAAUGUAGCUUAUCCUGUUUUUUUUCCUGCAUUCUCCCAAAUGACACGUUUGUUUGAUUGUUUCAUUGGUAAACAUAAUCCCCAAACAGAAUAAAACAAAAGAGGGAUGCAAAAUGUUAAGGGCA